GCCAAAGGAACGGCCGAUUCUGUCCUUUCUUCUUAAUCCCCUUGGCUUAGGGUUUCCCCGGCCUGGACAGCCUGUCCGAGGGGAAGGCUGCCCAAGGGCACACGGGCAUCCGUCCGGGGACAUUCAGGCAGUGACCAAUCCCUGGCCGCCCUGGCGUGCACCCUGUGCACCCUGGCGUGGGCCUUUUCCCAGCCGGCUGGCGUGGGAGCAGCCACUGUGGGUCCUUGAGUCUUGGUGAGAUGGUGGAGGAUGGACCAGGACGGAGACCAGCGCGCAGCUGUGUCUGUGCGGGACGGAGGAGUGUGGGCCAGGAUGGAAGACAUCUCUGCUGUCCCCUCGGCCAAUCCACAAAAGCAGCCCUCUCCCCCAAACUCCCAGCACCAACCAACCCGGAGACCACCCUGGGCCGGAGCCCAGCACAGCCACCACCGCGUCUUGGCCGUCCAGCUCAGGACAGGUCAGUCCCUAUACAUCUAGGCUGGAGCUAGUCCUUGAAGGGCCUCAGGGUCCAUCUGGGGCAUCGGAGGACCAGUGAGGGCUCCUCUGCGUGCUUGGAGAAGACCACUAGAGCCGGCCAGGGCACCGUCCUAGAGGAAGGUGAUGCCUCCCUUCGGCAACCAUCACCCGAGGAGAGUCCCGGAUUCCGGCUCUGGGCCACAGGGUACCCAGACCCCACCUGCAGACGGCUGCCCUGGCAGGCUCGGGAGCCCCCGGCAUCCUGCCGCGGCCCGGGGUGGAGCUUGCCUCCCACCGCACGCAGGAAAUGUCCUCAAUCCCACUUAACUUUGACCUCUUUCCUCCCAUCCUGACUUCCCAGGAGAUGGAGAGCAGAACCCGGCCCCUCCUGGAGGCUCCUUGAGUCCCAGAAGGGCGCCCUCCUCACAGACGAGCAAGCAAGCCCCCAGCUCCCAUGGGACAAAGGGUUGGCAGGUAACGCCGGUUCAGAUGGACGUCGGGCUGUGCAGAUAUGGUGGCCCAGGGAUGUUGCUGACCUGCUCCCAAGGAGGUCCCAGGAUGGGGGGGCGACGCAGGUAGGUCGGCAGGUGGGCCAGAGGGGGCAGGAGAGCUGGCUAUUUCUCUGGGAAUGGCUGCAGGGAGCGCCACACCCAGGGGCAGCCAGGCCUGCCCUGGGCCCAGGGAAGCCCUCUUGUUUGGAGCCAAGCAGGGCCAUGUCUGGCCGGGGCAAGGAAGUGGCUGCCCCGUCGGGGCCUAAGCUUUGGGUCUGGCACAGAGUGCUGGUUGCUGCGGGAACCACACACAGCUUGGACCUGGAGCCCACCAUGUUGUCGUCCUGGGCAGAUGUGCCAGGCCGCCCCCUUCCUGAGUCACCGUGGGGUCCCCACUGUGGCCUGAGGACCACCCCGGAGCCUCUUCACAGUCCUCAAGGAAGCCCGGUGUGACUGGAUUGGGGGUCCUUGGAAAUGUGGGGAGACUGGGGAUCCAGAAAUAAUCCAGCUACCAGGCCAAGACGGCCAAGGCCUUACUUGAACAGGGCUUCCCAUCCCAAGUCGUCCAGAUCCAGCCUCGCGGGGCCACGGCCGCCCGCCGGGUUCCAGGGGGGUCCAGGAUGCUCUGUCCCCCCGGGGCUCUCCCACCUCUCUCUGCGGCCGGAGUGUGGCUGGCUGGAAGAGGAAGCAAGGCUGGAGGGGUGGGGAGGGGAGGGCACCUCCGCAGGUUCACUCCCCGCUGGGAGUAGGGGAAGGCUAGAGGUGGACAGGAAGGGCUCACAGAGGGAGAAGGUUGGAGAGAAGGGGUCUCAGGGAGGGUGGCAGCCUGGUGGAGAGCACGCACGAGGGAAAAUGGCCGUGCCCCUGGCAUGCGGCGGGUCCUGGCCGGUCGUCCCUCCGGAGGCGUGCCACGGGCUGCCUGGCCAGGCUCUGCUGUGUGUGGAGUUUGUAGAAAGUGCUGACCUGCCGAGCCCAGAAGCCAGGCGUGGAGGGGACAGGAAGGAACUUGCUGCCCACAUAGGCAUUACAUUUCUAGGACACCACAGCCACCAAAUCUGCCAGCUCUGUGCCCGGGGACGGGCUUGCCGGAUCGCUCGGGCUAGGUUGUCAGUGUUUCCGGGGAGAUGGCUGGGCACCCACCCUUGUCUGCUGUCCCUGUCCGGGUCCCUCCCCAUCGCCUCCCCAUGGCUUCCUCCAAAACCCUGGACAGCGGUGUGCCUCUCCCUUGGGAUCAGGACGAGGAGGAAAGCAGAGGGAGCCGUCCGACCCCACGAGCCCCAGGGGCGCCUCCCAGGCACCCCUGCCUGCCGCCCUGCCUUCCCUCUGCUCUCCAGCUCUCAGGAGCCCCACACCCAAGGGAGGAAGGCCGGACCUCUGGGCUAACCAGCUCCCACCAGGCCCCGGACACCAAGGGCCAUGCUGGGCAGUCCUGGGUGGUGCAAGUCUGCAGGGAGGGGUCUCCUAGGAGCUGGGAGAGUGGCCCAGAGGCAAACCCCAAGGGUCUGUCCAGGAAGAGGGGGUUAGUGGGCAGCAGGGAGAGCUCUGUGUGUCCCCAGCUACCCUCUCUGGCCCCGGCUGGUCACUCUCUGAGGGUCACAGACAAGUGAGUGGGCCAUGCCACAAUGUGAGGUCAGUUUCCACAGGGCCAAGCUCAGGGGUCUGUUGGGGGUCCUAAGGGAGGAAAGGAGGAGGGCUUGGGAGGGGUCACGGGCCAGGGGCAGGCCGGGUCAUCCAGAAAUGCUGUGUGUGGCCGAGAGCUGGACCCCAGGGUGACUUCUUCCAGGUGCUACCUUGUGUGGGCCUGGAGAGGUCCCCGGGGGGAAGAGGCCUGGACCCAAGUUUCAAAACCCCCCAGGAAUGUGUGAUGGGAGGCAGGGGGAGGGGCCCUAGGGCAGGAGGAGGACGCAGGACGCAGAGGGGCCGGCCGGGGCCCAGCAGUGUCGGGGACCCAGUCCUUUCUGCCAGGCUGGGGAUGGGCAAAGGGCCACAGAGGCCCACAGGGCUCUGUGGGCUGGAAGGUGGACCAACCCGAGCUUGGGUGGGGGGUCAGACGCUUGGGGGCUAUGCCCCAUCCGUGGUGGGAGUCAAGAAAGGACGUCCACAGGGCACGGGGUGUUCAGAGGGGAGGCGGGGCGGAUCCUGCACGGACAAGGAUAUACACCUGGGCCUGGCUGACGCGGAACCGAGCCAGCAGCACUCUGAGCCCGACCGCCCUUGGGGUGUAGGGUCCUGGGCUGGGGAGCUAGGGCAGCAGCGGCCGGGGGGCACAGCUCUGCCAGUGUGGGUGGGGCAGGGGUGAGCAGAGCCGGCGCGCAACCCCCUGGUGGGCCGCCCCGCCCCCACCUCCGGCCCACUGCUGCCCGCCCCGGGCUUCUGGAUUCCAUCACGUGCCACAGCAAUCUGGCUGAGACAUAAUGAGGCAGGCCGGGGUCAGCGGGGUGACCUCUCGUGGCCCCAAUGUUUGGAAAUCCCCAAAUCAAAAUGACCCGACAGACGAGCCCGACACUGGGCUUUCCGUGCAGGCUCCUUCAAUUACCCAGCAGUGGGGGCGGGCGCGACCAGGCCCCUUAGAUGACUGUCUCCCCCCAGACGGACGUGCUGUGAGGCCCCGGAACCGCCUGGGGCCCCAGGGUAGCCCAUGCCCGAGGAUCCUUGAGGCUCCCUCAUCCUGGGGCAGAGCUGAGCUCACUCCAGCAGACGUGAGCGGGGCUGGCACCAGACAAGGAAUGGUGUAGGGCCGAGUCCCAGACACAGAAGGACCCCAUGUCCGUGCCGAGUUGCUAACUCGCGUUUGGGGAAGGGGUGCAGGCCACACAGUGUGUCCUCCCCCUCUUGGGUUCAGCCUCACGGGAGCAGCCCCAACAUCCUCGUCCCUCCCCGCCAGGUGUUAUUUGGAAAAACAAAAACAAAAACACAAAAAAAACUUUUCAAAUUACAUGCUGAAAACUUGAGCAUGAAAAUUUAAUGUCAGAAACCCAUAAUCUCUUUCCCAGAGAUAAGACACAGCCCCAGGAGGAGCGGAGAACCAGAUCCCUCCGGCCCAGGGAGUGGCCACCGGCGGGGGAGGUGGCCAAAGCACAGGAGCCCAGGCUGGGGCUCCCUCCACAGUGGGCGACCUGGAACUCCCCGGAAAUGCCUGUCUCUGGCCCUCCCUUGGGGUGGACGGGCCUCUCUGGCAUUGGGACCUGACAUUUCUGCAGCUGGGGUGGCUCAGGUGUCCCCGUGAUGCCGUGGCUUCUCCCUCAGACCCUAAUAUAGGCCUCAAGGCUCCUGGCCUGCAUGGCAGCGCGGCUCAGGUUGCCAACAGCUGACAUGGGAAGGGCAGCUUGGUCAUGGCCGCACACGACCUCUCCCAGCCGUGUCCCUCUCCCUCCGGGCCAGCAGCGCCGCUCUUCGGGAAGAUGGUGCAGGCACGUUUGUGCUUCCAGGCCGGUGUCCUGGGGGGCUCACCGCCUCCCACUGCCCCAGACCCUGCCCUGCUUCCAGAUCAGCUCUCAGCCCUCCAGCGGCCAAACCUGGGAGUGGGCUUUGGGCAUUGCCAAGUGCGCGGCUCGGCCCCCGGCGCCUGUAUCGGCUCAGGGUUGGGGGAAGGUGAACAAAGUGUGCUUGCCUGGUUUCCUCCAGUGAUGCAGAUGGAACGUUCCUCAGGGGUCCCCAACAAUCCCCACGGGAGCAAAGGCUCGGCCUCAGCUCUCAGAGAACAGCCAGACCCCGGGCCCCAGGCCUCCCCUGCCCCCCGAGCAGCAGCCCCGCACAGGCCGGGCAGGCAACUCUGGAAUGGGGGUGCCCCUUGGCUGCAUGGGGGCCAGACCCCAAGUGCUAGGACUGCAUUCCAGGGCAGGGAGUGGUUAGAGGCACCUGGGAUGCAUGGGCCUGGCGUGGGGGCAGGGUCCCCCAGGCUACAGGCCACCAGUGGACUGCCCUCUCUCAGCAUGUGACACUACUGCCCUCGUCAGGCAGCUGUCCCCGCGGCUCUGUCCCAGUGACCCUCCCCAGCCCCACUCCACAGGAUCCUGGGAUCCUAACAUGCCGAGGCGUGGGGGAGCUGGGGCAGGGUCCCCAGGUCCCCCCACCUCUUAAUGGAAGGAGAUCCGGACUGGGGGCCAUUUGUCCUGUGAACUGAUGGCCCAAGGGCCCCCAGAUCUGGGGUUUCCAGUGGCCUGAGCCCCACUCUUGACAAACCCCAUGCUGGGGGACCCUGAACCCCGGGGGUUCCUGGUCACAUCAGUCCAGAUCCCACCCCUCCUGAGGUGUGCUGGCGUGGGGCCAGACGGCACAGGGGCAGAACAGGGGCACCCAGGUCCCCAGGCACGGCCGGAGCCAAGCCAGCCCACGAGCCUCUUCUCCCAAACUUGGCGGUGUCUCUGAAGCCGUCCCACCCCCUCGGGGGGGAUGACCAGGAGUCAGGGGGCCCCUCUGUUGUGGGCUGUUUGCCGGCCCCUCCCGGCGUUGCCGUGGCGAUGACAUGGGGUGCGGCCCAGAGCCAUACCUCAGAGGUGACUAAGUGCGCCGUGCCGCGGUUAUAGCGCCCAGCGCCCUCCAGGACCUCUCCCACCUUGGCCCCCAGCCCCCGGCCCCCGGCCCCCAGCCCUCGGCCCCCGGCCCCCAGCAAGAAUGUUCCAUGAGCCCUGCGGGCAAGCAUGUGGCCCGGCAUGCCAGGCCGAGAGCGCCCGGCCGGCGCCUGCUCCCCUCCCGCCCGGCCGUCCUGCCGUCUGGGCUCUCUUCCCCGCGGCGGUCAGGGCCUGGCUUCCUGGUGCGAGAGGCUUCCUGCAUUUCUAUCUGGUCCAUGCAUACGGACCCUUGGUGGCCACGGGCGCUCUUCCUGCCCCGCACCCCAGCCGCCCUGCACAGCACUCCACACUCGGUGGGUCCCCCGCCAUCUCUGACCCCCAGUUCUGGGGCGGCGGUGGAAGGACCCCAGAGCAGGGAGAAUAAUGCAGCAGAAAGGAGCCCGUGUCAGGACCUGGGGCUGGGGCCGCCUGGCACUGGGGUCUUGGGGUUACCAGAGGGUCCCCUUCCCACCCUCCUGCUCCUGGGGGCUCCAGAGAGCCCCGGCCAGCAGCCCCAGGGAAAGGCCGAGGUCAGGGGGCUCAGAAAAGGCCACUUGGGCAGGGGCCGUGUUGAGCGAUGGGGACAGCUGUGCCCCGCCUCCCGAAGCUAUUCCCGUCUUAGCGGGAGUCAGGGAGGGUGGCUCUCGGGCUUUCCGGCAUCCAGGCGGGCAACACGAUAUUUCCAGAUAAAGGGCAUUCCUGGCGCCCCCCAUCACUCUCCUCGGGCAGCUGUCGGCUCCACUUACCCCCUAAGCCCCACAGGAGGCCCAGAGCAGCUUUCCCAUUCCGUCCUGGCCCAGGGGCCAAGGCGGAUUUAGCCAGGGUGAGGCGGGGUACGGGGCAGGCAGGGGAUGUUCUGGGAGGUGAGGACAGGCGAGAUGGGAACAGCAGCUGGUCGUAAUCCCACUGGGCCUCCUUCAGGACCAGCCCCACAGGGCCUCUUGCCAGGUUUUUAUUCUUAGGGGGCACCUCCUAGAACUCGCGCUGCCCUGUCCUGGGGUCAUGGGGACAAGCUCAGCGCAGUCAUGCACCGGGUGGCCCCUGGUGCAGGGCAGACCUGGGGGGCGUGGGUCCCUGGGUCCUGGUACCAGGACUCUGGGGACACGAGGCCCAGAGCCUCAGUCAAUCUGCCCACGGGACACUUAGCCACACCUGUACCCCAGCGCAAGGGGGGCAGUGGGCAGGGUCCUUUCCCAAAGCCCCUCAGGGCCCGGCCUGCGGGCGAGGUGGCCGGCCACCCCUCCUUUACACACCUCUCGCCCAGGAGCCCCGAGGGGUGGGAGGGAGAAGGUCACCAUGGAAGACGCCCUGUCUUCUCUGGGGCUGGAGAGGGGCACAGGAAGGAAUCGGGUAACCAUGGGCUUGUUUCCUUAAAUGGGAAAAAGCCCCAGCAGCGGCGGGAAGCCUGUCUGGUUGCCGGGCCUCCUGAAGCCAGACAGGGGAUCUGGAGGGUCCCCUGAAACCAGGGAGGAGAGCAGGGAGGGGCAGCAGGAGGCAGCACUCGGGGCUAGUGGGGGACCCCAGGGCAAGGGUGAGAUCGUUCAAGCUCCGAGCCAGCCCCUGACACCCUGGGAGCAUGGAGUUCCUGAGCAAACUAGAAACGGCCUGGCGAUGGGGCGGGUCAGCCGUGUGGCCCGCCGACCUCGCCCUUGCCACCCCAGGGUCAGGGGCCAGCAGGAAGGGAGGUUUCUGUCCUCCGCCAACAGAACCAAUGGCGUCUCCAAGGAUGUGGCGUGACUGGGGGCCCAUGGGGCAGGGGCUGUGGGUUCGCAGCCGGGUGUGUGGCGCCCACUUCCGGCACCGCCUCCCAGGUCUGGACAAUCUCAUGCGGGGUUAGACACCCCAUGAACCUUCCCACACUAUGGCUGUCCGACCCCCGUGGGCCCCUGCCUUGGGAGCUCCGCCACACCAUGGCCAGGCAAGGGAGCUCAGCCCAGACCCACAUGCCACGCCCAGCAGAGACACAGGACGUGGCAAGCCACGGAGUGGGGGUGACUGACAGCCAUAAGGACAAAGACUGGGCUGGCACUCGGGACCGGGACACUCGUGGGUAGAGAGCAGAGCCUGACAUUGAGGGUUGGGGCUCCUGGGAGCAGGGCCCUCCGGCACCUCCCUGACUGGCGUUAGCGCUCCCACACUUCACACAAGGAAAGAUGAGCCGACAGCCCAGGGCCUCACAAGCUUGAGGGGAGACCAGGACCUGGCUCCAGGAGCCCCUCUUUGCAAAGCCUCUGGGCCUCUUCUGUGCCUCAACACGCUGUUGGCAAGGGGACCCUGCCCACAGUGGGUGGCCGUUGUCUGCCUGCUGUUAGGAGCUGGGGGGGCAGGAACCAGUGCCCAGGGGCCCCGGGGAGCCCUGCACGGCCCCCUGAACACAGGGAGGGCCCCUCACGUGCAGGGUCUCCAUGUCCUGCCGUCAGAUGGUGUUGCGGCCUCGGAGAGCAGGGCGGCCCUGGGAGGGCACAGUGGAGGGAACCCCAAGGGGUGGCUGAGGCCCGGAGCACAUGGCUCCAGCAGUGGUGGGUGCCUUUACAGAAGGCCCUUGCUCCUGGCCUGGCUGGCAUCCCCACCCAGCCAGCGUGUGUUCCGGAGGCCUCUGAUCUGGCCUUGAAUGAGCACCCCUGCUUGUGGGUCCUCCUCGGUGCCCCUCCAUGUCCUGGGGGGCUUAUCAUCUAGACUCCCCCCAGAUGGCCCUGAGCUGGGUGCUUCCAGGCUGUCACGCCAACAGUGCUCAGAGCACGUUCUCGGUGGCGCACUGGGCCCAGGGUCACCUGGGACCUCCCAGGCCGGCUGCUGGGGGUAGGGACCAGCUGGAAGGAGGGAGCCCCACCGUUAUCAGUCAGGGCUGGCUCCCAGUUGAGAGAAGCCUGAGGGGCCACCCCAGCUCUGAGUGCUGGGGGCCGCACCUGACCCUGCCCACCGUCUGCACCUCCAGGCCCACUCUCCAAGGCUGUCCAGUGGGAAGGGGCUGCCCCGCCUCCUCACUGGGCUGAGGCUGCCCGGCCGACCAGGCACACUUCCUGGUGAACGAGGCCACGGUAGGCGUGUGGGGUUCCGGGGGGCCAGGAGCGAGGCAGGAGCCCCAGAGCCACCCGUCCCUCAGGGCUCCCCGCACUAACUUGCUCACACAGGCGUGUGUGUGCACGCAUGUGUGCACACGUGUGCACGCGCGCACCGGCAGGAAACACCGGCGUCUUCAGCGCCGGGCUCGCGCGGCCCCCUCUGGCAGCGGACGUGGGGUUUUAUUAGUGCUACAAAUCAGAUAUCACACAGUUGGGGGCUGACAUGGUUUUUAUAAGAAUUAUUUAGGGCCCUGGCCGCCGGUGAAGUCCCAGGGAGAACCUGCUGGGGAACAUCCAGCUGCUUGGGCCGUCGGAAUUCCCAACACUUCGUAAAGCGAAGGUAUGAAAGGCCAGCACCUUGUUCUGUUUAAGGGGGCGCGUCCCCCCUGCCCUGGGCCCACUGCAAAGGCUUCUGGGAGGCACCUCCCCCGCGGCAGGGAGUGAAGGCCUGCAGCGGCCAGCGGAAGGGGCUGGGGGCCCCGCGAACACCCACCGGGGGGCACUGAGCCCCCUCGGUGUUCUCCCCAGCUCCCAUGGAGGAUUUUCGAGCUUCCCCUCCCUGGCGGGCAGUGGGCGCAGGCCCGCCGGCAGACGCCGUCCGGCUCGCUCCGCACCAGCCACCCCCGGCCUAUCCCUGGUGUCUGCCGCUCAGCCGCCGGGACACCAGCUCAGGGGUAGGGGGAUGGUCUUUGGGCCGCCCUCAGCACCGUAGGUAAUGUCACAGGACCCAGAUAGCUGUGCGGGGUCAAGGUGCCCCCGGCGCCUGGUGGAGCCUGCUAGCAGCCAUCUCCCAGGCUCCUGCUUCGGGAGGAGUGAGCACAGCACAGCCCAGCCUCCAGCCCCCAGACUCCCGUCCCUCCCUCCAUCCCUCAGUUCAGAGUUCAGAGUCAGGCUCGCAGGGAACCCUCCUUGCUGGGCUCCCCCUCCCUCCAUCCCUCAGUUCAGAGUUCAGAGUCAGGCUCGCCGGGAACCCUCCUUGCUGGGCUCCGCUGAACUCCAUGCUGGGGAGCUGUGGGGCGGGGGCUGGGUGGGAGAGCUUUCCUGUCACGUGUCUCUCAGGGACAGGGGGUGGCAGAGAUCCUGGUGUGUGUGUGGGGGCGGUUGGGAUGAAAUGCCCGCAUGGUCCCGGGGGGGUGGGGGACACCACGGAGAUGAAGGCCAGGGCCGGGACUCUGCACAGGGAAGGCCUUGAACAUAGCCAUGGGGCAUGGGGGGCAGAGCCUGGGACUCCCCCUACAGAGCCCGGGCCCAGGCAGGGAGCGCACAGACGUGCGGGCAGAGGCCUGGGGUCUCCCUCCCCCACCCACCCCUCCCCCGGCCCGGUCCUUGAGCGGGAAGGGAAGCAAGGGAAGCAGCGGCCGGCCUCUCCUCAUAACGUCAGGGCUCCAGCAUCCAUCCGAGGAGGCCGGGGCCAAUCAAAGCCAGAUGUGGGGGCAACACAAAAAUGCUGAUGAUUUUGACUAGGAAAAGCCCUAUUUACCGAGAAAUAAUGAAGUGAUUUGGGGGAUUGUGCUGGGAUGACCUCAGUUGGGAAGGAGCAAACGCAGAUGCUGAACCGGUCUCCCAGUGCUGGGGUUCCCGCCGGUGGGCGGGCAGUGGCUGCUGCUCCCUCUGGGCUGAGCCGGUGGAAGGAGGCCUCGCCCCUUAGCCCCCCAAGCCAUGCAGCCCCCGGGGCUGGCAAUGGCCAGAAGAGGGCGCUCCCUGCAGUGUGGCUUGGGGUCGCCCCCGGAGGGAGGGUGUCCUGGCGUGGUGGGGCAGUGGGGAGAGGAGGGCUCCUUCUUUGCCCCGAAGGGACUUAGAGUCACCUGCACACAGGUGACCGGGGCUUGGCCCGGGGCCCCCUGGACAUGUGGGGAGCAGCCCACACUGUACCAGCCGCCCCACACCUGGGCAAACAAGGAUUCCGGAGCGUGAGGGCGGGGUGGUGUGCGAGGGGAGGGGUGCCCCAGGUGCAGCCACAUGGGGCCUGGGGUCCCUGGGGCCAAAACCCCUCCCUGUGCCAGCCUUGCUGGAGGGAGGCUCCCCACUCCCACACCCGGGCUCCGGCCCCGCUGGCAGAGCCCAGGCCUCGGUGGCGGGGACAGCCGCACACAUGGCCCAGUUCUGCACAGCGUCCACAGACGUUUAGGGACAGAGAAGCGUCUGGCUCGCCUGGGACACUCCGGGAAGAGCGGUCAGUCCUCCCCCGGGGGACACAGACACGCAUGUCCCCCAAAUCGUGGACCCAGAGCGGGAAGCAACCCCAGUGUCUGCCACAGAGAGUGGACCCAUCCACGUGGACACACACCACGGAGCAUUACGUGGCCAUCCACAGCACAUCCUGAGACGUGCCACAGCACGACGGACCCGGGGACACCAAGCCGACCGCCGAGCCCGCGUGGGGCGGGUCCUGUGUGUGCAGCGCCGGAGAGACGGAGAGCAGAGCUGAGGCUGACAGGGGCGGGGCGGGGUGGGGGUGGCCACAGGCUGCUUUCUGGACGACACAAACAUGUUUUUUAAAACGGAUCACAGGGAUAGAGACACAGCUCUGUGAAUGUGCUCAGACACCUCACGACACUUGCAGGGGCGGGUGGUGGGGUAUGCAAGCUAUGUCUCCAGAAAGCCGUGUGAAGAUAGCAGAGGACGUGCGAGCCUUGCCCUGCAUGCCGGGAGGGAGGCCCGGGUCAGGCAAGAGAGCGGGGGCCCUGGGCCGCCGCUCCCCACCCAGCACCCACCCACGCCUCACCCAGCCCCCAGCCCCCGGGCCGGGACACGGGCCGUCACGUCUGCCUCGGCGGGCUCACGGGGCUGGCCGUUCCCCAGUUAUGCUCCUGCACAGACUAGCAGAAUUUAGGGUCACAUGAAAGCCAGGAAGUGGGGGGAGCCUGGUCACUCCAGACGUGCCUUCCAGGAGGCCCUGGGGCAGGGUGGGGGGUGAGGCAAGAGGAAGUGUGGCGUCCCUGGGCCUGGAUCCUCUGCUUGGGGUGGGGGCCCAUGGGGAGGGGUGCACACGGGGGCCAGAAGGUGGGGAGCCCACCCAAAGGGGGGUCUGGGCCCUGGAAAGCUGUAUGGGCACUUUCCCAGCAGAGGGCCCCGUGGCCUGGUGUGUGGGUGGCGUGGGGACCCUGCCCCAGCUCCCCGCUGUUAUCUGGAGUCAGAGACUUAAGCCCUGUGUUAGGAGCUGGGGAGACAGCGUGGCGCAGCCCCGGGGGAGGACUCGUCGGCCCUAGAAGAGGAAAACCAGCCGCUGAUGGAGAGACUGCGGCCAGAUGGUGUCCGCUCCGUCCUGAUGGCCCUGGGAGGCUGGGCCUCACCUGCAGCUGCUGGGCCGAGGGGCGGAGGGGGGUCUGGUAUGCGUUCCCGGGGGCCUGGGCACCCACCCGGCUGCAGCCAUACCUCAUCCGCACACACCGGGAACUGGGCAGAGCACGCGCCAGGCCCCAGGGCCCUUCCCGGCCCCAGCCCCCCUCAGCCUGCCCUGCCGGCCUCUGCCCGCUAUAACCUGGCGUCCCUGGGUCUCUCACUCCCUCUUGCAAAGUAAACAGACCUCCCACAUGGCAACACAUGAACAUCCCAGAAGAUGGGGGGCUCGUGGGGGUGGGGGAAGCACUGGGGCCCUCACUCUCUCCCUCGGCCCAGGGACUUCCCCCACAACCUGGGGCCCUGCCUGCUCCUCACGGGACCGACCCGACAGGAAGGAGCACCCAGGCCCAUGGAGGUGUCCAGCCAAGGAGGGCCUGCUGGCCGCUCGUUUGCAGUGUGAGAGACACCCCACUCUAAUCCCCAAGCAGAGACCUGGAGCUCGUCUUCCGCUGUGCAGAAGGGACACUGAGUCACGGCCAGGACACCCAAGGGGCUAUUGUCACAGGCCAUCUCCCUCCUCAGCCUCCAGCCAGGGAGCAGCCUGGAGGGGGAGGGGUGUCCAGCCAGCUCCUCCCGGAGGCUCUGAGCCUGGGGGUGGGGUGGAGCAGCCCCCAGCUGCAGGCCCACUUCCUGGAUUCCUGAGGACCUGCAAGGCAACCCCCACCGCUGCCCUCCCCUCCACCCUCAUUCCCAUGGGCCUGUCAUGGGGCCCCAGGCAGGGAGGGGGCUCUGCCGGCCUGGAGCAAGGCGGGGAGUGUGCAGGGGAGACCAAGGACACAGCUGCUCUCCGGCCCCUUCUUCCUCCCCCGGCAGAAAGACGACCGUGCCUCUGGGGGUGGAGCGGGUGGGGGGACACGGGGGUCUCGGGGAGGCUGCAGAGCGGGGCGCCAAUGGGGAGGCCAGCUGGUGGAGGCGCUGGGCCGUGUGUGGGGUGUGCAUGGCGGCCCGCGCUGGACGUGCUCAGAUGAACGAUGGGAUUCCUCUCCCAGCCUUGAGUUGGGGUCCUCAGGGCUGUGGGGCCCCAUGAAUUAUUUCUCUAAGGAGAAUACCGUUGACUCUGCUCUCCGGGCGCCUUCCGGACCUUCCCCAUCACUUUAAAUCAACGCUGAAAGGCGGCGUUUGCCCGGACCUUCACCCUCCAAGUGGAGGGAGCCGUGAGGCCCACGUGACGCCGCCGUCCCCGGUCUGGGUGUCCCUCAGGGCGGAGGGGGUUGCAGAGCGGGCCCCCACUUCCUGCUGCCCCGGCAAGGCCCCCGAGGAGGGAAGCAGCAGGGCUCUCCUCGGGUCAUAGCAGCACCAGAGGAUGCGGCUCCUGGGGGCUGGGGGCAACCGCGUCCUAGCUCAGGGGCCGUGUGGCCCACCAGGCUCAGAACCCCGGUGCUUUCUGGCUUGCUCCCAAGUCCCUAGGCCCAGCCGGUCUGCAUGAAACCUGCACACAGACACACUCACGCCGGCAGUCCCAGCUCCGGCGGCCCCAUUCCCGCCACGCGUGCUCAGCGCACAGCACCCAGGGCUCACGGAGCACGACCACAGGGGCCUGUGGCACACAGAGCCACUGGCCAGCUUGGCCGCUGGCACAUCUCACAGCCACAGCCCCUCGACGCACGCCCUGUGGGUCCUUCUAGACUGUCCACCCCAGGGUGCCGACGGCCACUGCCCAUGCUGUCCCGUCCCCGGGGCCUUCAAGCAGGUGGUCCUUUCCACCUCGCCCCCCGUUUCCCGCCUCCUGUUAGGUUGGUCUGCUGAACACCGCUUCCUCUGGGUCCUGCCUCGGACCCCUCCGUGCUCGAGAGCCACCGGCGGUGCCCCCAGUCACUCAGUGGGACCGGCCCCUGCCCGUGGCGUUUGCCCUGCCCCUCCUCACAGGCUGCACAGGCGACUUCCUCACGAGACCCUGCUGGUGCCCCCUGCCCCGCC
This is a messenger RNA of Lutra lutra (Eurasian river otter), 13818 nucleotides long. RefSeq lists its product as uncharacterized. Lineage: Eukaryota; Metazoa; Chordata; Mammalia; Carnivora; Mustelidae. The coding region runs from base 1422 to 2330 and encodes 302 amino acids. The transcript has 2 exons. The record is from RefSeq and is a predicted model, not a curated record.